This is a messenger RNA of Naumovozyma dairenensis CBS 421, 264 nucleotides long. It is a transcript of the gene CMI7, whose product is annotated as Cmi7p. The record is from RefSeq and is a predicted model, not a curated record. Lineage: Eukaryota; Fungi; Ascomycota; Saccharomycetes; Saccharomycetales; Saccharomycetaceae. The coding region runs from base 1 to 264 and encodes 87 amino acids. The transcript has a single exon.
AUGGAAACGAAUGUCUAUAUAUCGAUAUUCGAUACCUGGGUUAGUGAGGAAAUGACAAUGGAAGAAAUGGAUUUGCCUGAAUUAACUCCAACUACGUUUAAAGAUGCUUUGGAUUUAGUAAAUGACGGUGAGAAGGCCAUGGAUGAUUUAGAGAAAAGGCUAGACAAUAUGGAGAAAAAUAUGAAUGAUUUAUUGCAGCAACUCGAGAAGUUGGAAGAUGAAAAUAAACCUUCUGCAAGUAAGGAAGAAGCAGAAGAAAAGUGA